This is a messenger RNA of Strongylus vulgaris, 705 nucleotides long. The record is from the annotation of a GenBank genome assembly. NCBI's taxonomy places the organism in Eukaryota, Metazoa, Nematoda, Chromadorea, Rhabditida, Strongylidae.
GAUGUUGCUUCAAGCGCUGCUUCAACUGAGGUUGAAGCAUCCCAGAAUGGUAUUGCUGGAGAAUUUGAGAAAAGUACCGUAGCACCACCGCGCUACGAGGCUAUUUUGAAAAGCGAUUCACAAAAGAGUAAACCUAUCAUUCACGAACCCCAAAUUGCCGAUGCCCCUCCUCUAUAUCCGUCAUUAUCCAAACUACACUACGAGAAGGAUAAACAUGGCCUUCUCACAGAGCAAAACCUACUUGCUUUCUACCACAAUCCAUUAUAUAUGGCCAGCGAAGAAUUUGUGGACAAAUUUGUACAGGUAAGCAUUGAUCCACGCGUUCGCUUUUCUUUAUAUAAAAGCUAUAACUCAAUACAAAACAAUUUGAUAUCAGCUGGUCCACUUUUCCCGCUGUUGAAACGCUUGAAGAGGUUGAGUGAACAGAUGGGCAUCAGUGAAGUUUCUGAAAAGGAAAACACGGAAAAUCUUACGAAGUGCCUCAGAGACUGCUGGGUUAUGCAGCAGCAGACAUUUGAAACUAAGGGCAAAUGCGGCGAGGGUAGGGAUGCGUCAGGAACGGGUCGAUUUCAUGCAGCUGUUCUAUGUACACCAAAAGUUGAAGAACUGAAGAAUUUACUUGCUGCUAACCGAACUCACAUGCUAGAUGAACGUAUUUGCCAAGAGUCUCAAUUCCGUUCUACAGCAUUACAGGUGGCAAAAUAA